Messenger RNA from Hirundo rustica (Barn swallow), 2125 nucleotides. RefSeq names its product single stranded DNA binding protein 3 (gene SSBP3). Gene Ontology annotation, cellular component: nucleus. NCBI's taxonomy places the organism in Eukaryota, Metazoa, Chordata, Aves, Passeriformes, Hirundinidae. The transcript is spliced from 18 exons. Gene Ontology annotation, biological process: positive regulation of transcription by RNA polymerase II. Gene Ontology annotation, molecular function: protein binding; single-stranded DNA binding. Bases 68 to 1234 code for a protein of 388 amino acids. The record is from RefSeq and is a predicted model, not a curated record.
CGGGCGCAGCGGCUCCGGCGGCAGCGGCGGGUCUCGGCGGCCGCCCCCCUCCUCCUCGGCGCGGACCAUGUUCGCCAAAGGGAAGGGCUCGGCGGUGCCCUCGGACGGGCAGGCGCGGGAGAAGCUGGCGCUGUACGUCUACGAGUACCUGCUGCACGUCGGCGCCCAGAAGUCUGCGCAGACCUUCCUGUCCGAGAUCCGGUGGGAGAAGAACAUCACGCUGGGCGAGCCCCCCGGCUUCCUGCACUCCUGGUGGUGCGUGUUUUGGGACCUGUACUGCGCUGCUCCCGAAAGGCGAGACACUUGUGAACAUUCGAGUGAAGCCAAAGCCUUUCAUGACUACAGCGCAGCUGCCGCCCCGAGUCCCGUGCUUGGAAACAUUCCCCCGAAUGACGGGAUGCCCGGGGGCCCCAUCCCGCCCGGGUUCUUCCAGGGACCGCCUGGGUCACAGCCCUCGCCACACGCACAGCCUCCACCCCACAAUCCUAACAGCAUGAUGGGACCCCACAGUCAGCCGUUCAUGUCGCCGCGCUACGCCGGAGGUCCCCGGCCCCCCAUCAGGAUGGGCAACCAGCCGCCGGGUGCUGUUCCCGGUACACAGCCAUUGCUGCCCAAUUCGAUGGAUCCCACGCGACAGCAAGGGCACCCUAACAUGGGCGGCCCCAUGCAAAGGAUGAAUCCUCCGCGAGGGAUGGGCCCCAUGGGUCCCGGUCCGCAGAACUACGGCAGCGGCAUGAGACCUCCACCCAACUCCCUAGGUCCUGGCAUGCCUGGAAUUAACAUGGGGCCGGGCGCCGGUAGACCGUGGCCGAACCCCAGCAGUGCUAACUCAAUCCCAUACUCUUCUUCAUCGCCUGGUACAUACGUGGGUCCGCCCGGCGGCGGUGGCCCUCCAGGGACACCCAUCAUGCCCAGUCCUGCAGAUUCAACAAAUUCAAGUGACAACAUCUACACAAUGAUUAAUCCAGUACCGCCCGCAGGCAGUCGAUCGAAUUUCCCGAUGGGCCCCGGCUCUGACGGCCCCAUGGGCGGCAUGGGCGGGAUGGAGCCCCAUCACAUGAACGGAUCAUUAGGGUCAGGAGACAUAGAUGGACUUCCAAAAAAUUCUCCAAACAACAUAAGUGGCAUUAGCAAUCCCCCGGGCACUCCAAGAGACGACGGGGAGCUGGGAGGCAACUUUCUCCAUUCCUUCCAAAAUGACAAUUAUUCCCCCAGCAUGACGAUGAGUGUGUGAUUUCCCUCCCCCUCCUCCUCUCCAGGAUCAAGAGAGUCAGCUGCCGUUCGGAGGAUCUCAACGAAUUAUGCAAGAAGAAGAAGAAGAAGAAGCAGCUAGGUGUAUGGGCAGGGACACGCGUGGCGGGGGCCAAAACCCCAGGUUUAGUUUCAUGCAAUAAAAAGGCUGAACUUUUUAUUCCAUAAAACAUGAAGGACAAAACUUAAAAUAUUUCAAGACAUGACAAGACCCUUCUUUGUGCAGAAGGGUUUAUAUAUGUACAUGACACUUCUUUUUGGAAACAAACGGAAGCCUCUAGCACCCAACUCCGAUCUCUUUGCUUUGUUCUUUUAAAUAAAGACAGAAACCGAACCUGUUGUAUGUUUGUGCCGUGCGACACCAGGAAGCUAGUCUAGAUAUGAAAUCAUGUUGUCUCUGUUGUAGUCAUUUUUUUAAAUAAACUGGACAGUUUACAAUGGUGGUUUUCAUUCAGAAGGCCUGUUUUUCUUUUUUUUUUUUUUUUCCUUUUUUAAUCUUGUUUUGUUUGUUUGUUUUUGUUUUGUUUUGGGUUUUUUUUUUUUCCCUUGUAUUUUUGGGGGGGUUGUGGUUUUUUUGUUGUUGUUCGUUUGCAGCACAACGCUUCCUCCUCCAGUUAACAAGAUCUGCUUUGGGGAAGAGACUCCACCACCUCGUUACAAAUUUGUUAACGCAGGUGACCCCUUCUAGGAUCACAUCCUCGAAUGAAUCGUGAUCUUGCUCUCUGUGACUGUGGCAUGCACUGUGUUAGUCUUUCCCCCCCCUCUGAGUACAAGAAGAAAUCUCUUGUCUCCCUCCCUUCCCCAGAGUCCUUCAGCUGGUUCACUGCAAAAAUUGAUUUUUUAAUUUUUUUUUUCCUUUUUUUUUUUAAUCCAC